Daucus carota subsp. sativus is the source of this 1480-nucleotide messenger RNA. Its product is annotated as jasmonate-induced oxygenase 2. The transcript has 3 exons. The record is from RefSeq and is a predicted model, not a curated record. Lineage: Eukaryota; Viridiplantae; Streptophyta; Magnoliopsida; Apiales; Apiaceae. Bases 108 to 1190 code for a protein of 360 amino acids.
CAUUACAUAAACCAAAACACAAACAUCUCCACUCCCCUCUAGUACUACUCCACUAUCUAUAAUUUAUUUUAUUUCUAGAGAACUUUUCUUUUUUUUUUUUUAUAAUCAUGAGCUGUUUGCAGAGUUGGCCUGAACCGAUUGUCCGAGUCCAAUCCUUAUCGGACAGUGGCAUCCAGAUUAUCCCGGACCGCUACGUGAAAAAGCCCACAGACAGGCCUUCACUGUCACUCACCGCUCCAAUGGCGGCUAAUCACACUAAUAUUCCUGUUAUUGAUCUCCGGAACUUGUUUUCUGAGGAGCCUGCGUUACGGGCCGCCACGGUGGCUGCCGUGGGCAAGGCAUGCAAGGAGUGGGGGUUUUUUCAGGCGGUGAACCAUGGCGUUAGUCACCGGCUAAUGGCGGACACUCGGGAAGCAUGGAGGAGUUUUUUUCACCUUCCGGUGGAAGAGAAACUAGCGUAUGCGAAUACGCCGACGACGUAUGAAGGGUACGGUAGUCGGCUUGGAGUGGAGAAAGGAGCCAUAUUGGAUUGGAGUGACUAUUUUUUUCUUCAUUAUCUUCCUACUAAUCUCAGGGACCUCAAUAAGUGGCCCAAGUUUCCCACCUCUUGUUGUGAAUUGGUGGAGGAGUACAACUCCGAACUGGCCAAACUUGCUGAAAAACUGAUGAAGGUACUAUCCGCGAACCUCGGGCUCCAAGAAAACCAGCUGCAACAAGCCUUAGGAGGAGAAGAGGUUGGUGCUUCUCUGAGGGUGAACUUCUACCCCAAAUGCCCCCAACCAGACCUCACUCUCGGCCUCUCGCCGCACUCGGACCCCGGCGCCUUGACGCUCCUCCUGGCCGACAAUAACGUAUCGGGUCUGCAGGUUCGAAAAGGUGAAAACUGGAUCACUGUGAAGCCAGUCCCGAAUGCCAUCAUUGUCAAUGUUGGUGACCAAGUUCAGGUAGUAAGUAAUGGAAAUUACAAGAGUGUGGAGCACAGGGUGAUAGUCAAUUCAGCUGCAGAACGAGUUUCUCUUGCUUUCUUCUACAAUCCCAAGGGAGAUAAAUUGAUUCAGCCUAUUAAGGAGCUCGUGACAGAGAACUCUCCUUUAUAUCUUCCCAUGACUUUUAAUGAAUACAGAACUUAUAUCAGGACAAGGGGACCUUCUGGAAAAUCUCAGGUCGAUUCACUCAAGUCGCCGCGAUGAUGAUUAAGCAAACAUUAUUCAGCUCUAAUUACUAUGCUUAAGUUAGUUAAAUAAACAGAUGCAGUGAGACUGAUUCAUUCGGAACUGCUUGCAGCUAUAUAUAUCUGUCUUAGUAUGUAUCAUAAAUGUCUUGUGUAUGGUGUUUUUUCUUAAUGAUAAGUUACCUGCCGUACCGGUCUAUUAGACAUGUUAUGAUUACUGGAAUCUUCAAGAGUUAGCAGAAAGAAGAGGAUAAUGUAUAUCUUGUAAUUUUCUUUAUAUUAUGAAGAUUCAUGAUCCUGUUGGGCUUA